Hylaeus volcanicus is the source of this 923-nucleotide messenger RNA. It is a transcript of the gene mRpS7, whose product is annotated as 28S ribosomal protein S7, mitochondrial. Lineage: Eukaryota; Metazoa; Arthropoda; Insecta; Hymenoptera; Colletidae. Gene Ontology annotation, biological process: translation; ribosomal small subunit assembly. Gene Ontology annotation, cellular component: ribosome. The transcript is spliced from 5 exons. Bases 126 to 815 code for a protein of 229 amino acids. Gene Ontology annotation, molecular function: mRNA binding; structural constituent of ribosome; rRNA binding. The record is from RefSeq and is a predicted model, not a curated record.
AUCUUGCGUCAACUAACCUACAAUUUUCUCUUACUAUCGUCGCAAAGGCUACCUCUGAUUUUUGUUAUUAGAUGAUGUAAACAUAAGCCACUGUAAAAAGAAAUUAAUUAACAAAAGCGUACAAAAUGGCUUUCCCUCGAACAUUCAACUUGUUAAUCUUGCGCGACUUAACCAGGCACAAUCCAACAAAUGUCGUCCAGUUUUAUAGCGUUUUCCCACCUACAUACGUCAAGCCAGUUUAUAAGAAGGAGGAACAAGAAAUAUUGUACGAAACCAAAGAGAACGAGAAAUUACGCCAUGUCCCUAUAAAACCUGCUACCACGCAUCAAACUUCAUCCGAAUUUUACGAUCCAUCCGUUAGGAAAUUCUUCAAUUACAUUAUGCGGAAAGGUAAGAAGGAUAUGGCCAGAAAGUUACUGGAGCAAACCUUUGAAAAUAUUAAAACUACACAAUUAGAACGGUAUAAUAAGAGUUUGCCUGAGGGCAAAGCGAAAAUCGAAUUGAAUCCCGUAGUACUCUUGCAUCGUGCCAUAGAGAAUUGUACGCCAGUUUUGGAACUAGAGAAAGUUAGAAAAGGUGGAAUUAAUUAUCAGGUCCCUGUACCAAUCCACAGCGUCAGAGCUAACUUUUUAGCUAUGAACUGGUUAAUCCAAACUGCAAAAGAAAAGGACCCGAAUACUCGUUUCCACAAAGUAUUGGCAAAAGAGAUUAUCGAAGCCUCUAACAAUCAGGGUCGGACAGUAAAACGUAAACAAGAAUUGCAUAGACAGUGCGAAGCGAAUCGUGCUUACGCUCACUUUAGGUGGACCAAGUAAAAGAUAAAGAUUGUUUAUUAAAAAAUCUCGUAUUUAAUACAAAAUCAUUUUCAAUCUCUGUACUUGUCCGAGUACGUAAUUCCCUAAAUAAAUAGCAGCUAUAAAGAA